UAGAGCGCUAGUUCGAGCGAGCAACGCUGUCACGCCACGGCCAGUUUUUGUUGUUGCUGUGUGCGUGUGGCGUGCGUUUCGCUCUUUCAACCCGUCCCUUCAAAUACCGUCUAUUUCCCAAACGAGAUAAUGUUGUCUGAGAAAAAUACGCUACACUUUCGGCUGAAAUAGUGUAGCGACUCCCGACAAUUUAGCACCGCCUAAAUUUUCUUCCUAGGUCACCAUUAAGAUCUUGAGCAGUAGAUGCGCGCAGCUUUAGCUUCCGUUUGCACCUCUGAAGUCGGCUUUCCCGCUAAGUCAUGGCAGGCAGAUAGAAUGAAUUUGACACAUCUUCUAGUGACGAAUGCGGCGCGUAGAACAAUGCCGACACGCUAAGUAAACUCGUGAAAAACAACUUCACGGAGAUGUUCCAGUUGUUCGAAACGACGCGACUGCUGUCCCUGCCGUCAGCUCGCCGUCAUGACGGUGUUCGGGCGUCGGUGGUUUUAUCAACGUUUGCCGAGAACGCCGACUGGCAGAUCUUGGUCCUUGUCUGCAGCAGUGGGCAUGUGGUCCUGUACCUGCGGCACUUACAUGACCCCCGGCCUCGCUUCUGGAGCCUGCCGUGGUCAACACCACGAAGGCCGCAUCCGUUUGGUGAUGUGGUGGCGCUGUGCAUGGACCCUUUGGGCACCAAGGUUGUUCUCGCCACUGCUGGUAGCGCACUGCUUGUCUGGAACAUCGUGCCCUUCCUGGAAGAAAACACGUGUAGUUCGAACAGAAAUGUGGUGGACGACGCACAAUCGAUUCGUCUCUCCAGAGACCGAGGAAUGCCUACGUGCGUCUGCUGGUGGCAGACUCUGAAGGGAGUCCCAGUGGCUGUUGUUGGCACAGAGCUGGGAGAACUGCGCUUUGUAGACCUGCAGGGAAGGGGUCAGCUCGCUUCCACAGCCAUUGGCCAUGCCAUUGUGGACGUGCACGUCAUCAGCGCAGUUCGCAACAUCACGCACCUACUUGUGACUGACGUUGACCGGCAGCACUGGCACCUGCUUCUGGAGGACAAAGGAAGUGGUCAUGACUGGCUCCGGAUCGGUCACUCACCGGUUGCAACCACUGUUGGUGCGGCCACCAGUGGUGCUGCCACAUCUGAGUGGCGGCUGUGGUCAUCAGCGGACCGCGAAGAUUCCGCAGCAGGGCAAGACAAGAGUCCUCCCCAGCAACCUCGGCGCGUGUCCAAGCUUGGCCGGGACACGCUUGUGGACAAGCAGACAGUCCAGGGUCGCCAGUGCCUGCUUGUGCUGGAUGCAGCCUCGGGCCAACUUGAGCUCUAUGAUGGUGGGGAUGUGGCCCGGCGUGCAUCGUGUCUGUAUAGUGUGCCUGUUACGGGUGCACGCCAUGUGGUGCUGACAGACCAAUUGCUCAUUGUGGCUGCUGCUGGUGAGACCGGAUCGCCCGACACCCAGCUACACGUGUUCUCCAAAAGUGCCCUUGAUUUUGCCAGCAUCACCACAAAAAAGAAAGAGUGCAUCGACCCCGCCCUGCAGAGGUUCGUCAUUAAAGAGCCUGCUCUGGCCAUUUACCGUUGCUCAAGCCUACCUUUGGCACAAGGAUGCCCUGCGAGUGAAGACUUCAAGGGUACUGACGAGGUGCCGCUGACUUCUGAGACCUUUCUGGAUGGCUGCUUGGUGGUGACGCGUUAUGGCGUCUAUGCCUGCAAGUCCAAGUGUUCGGCGGAGCGCCUGUUCUUGGGCUUCACGGGUUCCCCCUCCACGCUACCCUUGGCAGAGCACCUGGGUGCCCUGCUGAACCUAGACAUGUUCUCCCUGUACGAGGCAGCAGCGGAGGCACAGCUCGUGCGUGGACAGUUUCCCCAGGCCGUGCGCCUCUACCAGUUGUCCAAGUGUCCUCAGCUGAAAAGGGUGGCCCACUUUGCGAGCCGGGGUUUCCUCUCGGAGCUGCUGGCCUACGUGCAAGUGCUGUUUGGCACGAGGGCCUCGGAGAUCCCCGUGCCCGACCGGGUUCACUUCGCCAACGUGGCUGCCCUGGGGUUCGUGCAGCAGGUGCUGAGCAAGCGCCAUGCCACGGCUGACCGCGAUGCCGUCCUCCAGGCAUUCAGGGAGUUCCUGCGGGAAAACCUGUACUACGAUGCGUCGGUCGUGAUGCGGAUGCUCUCGGAGCAACGCCUCUAUGAGCUGCUCUACCACUGUGCACAGCUGCGUGGUCAGCGGCGCCUGAUGGUGGAGCAGCUGGCGCACUUUGACCCUAGCCUGGCCCUGGACUCGACCACGUGCGCUACUCUUGCCAGCCGAGGUUACGGACACCUCCUCCAGCAGGCCACCCAUGAAUACUUCCCGGUGUGUGUGACGGACCCUGACCUGCUGUUGCCCCUGUCGUGCGACCUGUCGCUACUGGGCACACAUUUGCGGUUGCUGGCUGACUUGUUGCCGCGACUCGACCCCGACCUGGUGCAGCGGGUGGCCAGGAUGUACGACGCAUCACGGCCAGGUCCGGCUCUGGCCCUGCGACGGGUCCUCCUUGCAUCUUCAAGGCAGGGCCGCUACCCCGGUUCCUCUUCAUCUCUGUCAACGGAUUCACUGGAUUUGACGCAAUCGGACGAUGACACAGUCAACGAGGAAGACAUUGUCAAAUUCAUGAUCUUCGUACUCCUGAUGCUGAACCGGCGUCGGUCCAAGAACCGCGGCUAUGACGAGCAACUGCUGAAAACCGGCUUCUUCACACCCUCAGCACCAUCGAGCUUGAAACGCACCGCUGCUCAGGACUCUGAACGCUAUGUGGCUUCUGGCCAAUCCCAUUGUGGCCUGGUGGUUCGUGGCAAGGCCUACACCUGGGGUCGAGCUCAGUUCGGCAGAUUGGGCCACCGGGAGAGCCACAAGGAGAUCCUGGGUGUCACGUGUGUCGAGGUGCUCGACAACCUGCGGGUCAAGGUGUCGCAGGUGGCCUGCGGCACCCACCACACCCUCUUCAACACCGACGCAGGCGUGUUUUCUUGCGGUUCAUCGCGCUACGGCCAGCUGGGCCUGGGCGACCUGCAGAGAACCUGGGUGCCACAUCUGGUCGACACCCUCGCUGGCAAAGAAGUAAUCAAGGUGGCCGCGGGACUCUACCAUUCGCUGGCAGUCACCAAGGAUGGCAGCCUGUUCACCUGGGGCUGGGGAGUACAUGGCCAGCUCGGCCACGGCGGCUGUGCUGACGAGAGGCAGCCUCUAGAAGUGGCCAGCCUGGUCGACCACAAGGUCGUCGAUGCCUACGGAGGCUGCGGUCACUCGGUCGCCUUGACCUCCGAGGGUGUGGUGUUCACUUUUGGGUGCAACCUGUUUGGCCAACUGGGCCUGGGCCGGUCGCCCAAGAAGAGUAGCCCCCAGCGAGUCGACCUGGGCGAGCCCGUGCGCCUGCUCUGCUCGGGCUUCUUCCAAGUGCUGGCACUGCUGUCGUCGGGGCGUCUGCUGACGUGGGGAGCCAACCCGCAGAGCCUGCGGCUGCAGGCGCAGUCGUCGCGUCGCUCGCGCCUCCAGGCAGUGGUCGCACAGAACGAGCUGCUCUCCUCGCUCGCAGGGGGACCCCACGGGGGCAACCUGCGGCAUCCGGCCUCGGCAGCUGCCGCUGGAGCCCUCCCUACUGCCGGCGCCAGCCCCAGCCCCAUGGCGCAGGCCCUGCUCCAUGGCCACCAGCGCCACCUGUCGCCCACCGAGGUUGACCUGUCGGCAGUCCGGGGCCCCCUGGUGGGCAUGGCCUGCGGCUCCAACCACGCGCUCUUGCUCACCCGUGACGGGGAAAUCUUUGCCUGGGGCCGCAACACCGAGGGGCAGCUCGGACUGGGAAAUCGCAAGGACCAGAAAAGCCCGCAGCUGGUGUCGCACCUGUCCCAGCGCAGCAAGGUGGUGCAGGUGUCGUGCGGCCGAGACUUCAGCCUGGCCCUGGACACCCAGGGCAAGCUCUGGGCCUGGGGACAGAACGAUGGAGGACAGCUGGCGUGCAAGGUACCAACCGAGGAGAGCUCGGUGCGCCACCUGCGGGUGCUGUCGAGCCGCCUGAUCACCAUCCGCACCAGCCGCUGCCUCAUCACCAUUCCCCAGGGGCAACGCACGGGCGAGGUACGCCCCAUUGAGGUCACCGCCCUGCCUCCAGAGAUCACCCGGCCGCCCCCAGAAGACCUCGAGCAGUCGUUGCGACAAAAGGCCUUCCAGAAUGCAUACCUGAGCCGUUCUACACCUACCUUUGACCUGGGGUCUCUUGAUGAUCCACCCUAUGGACCUGUAGCCCUGCACACUGCCCUGGAGGCAUUCCGAGGCAGCUACGAUCCAACCUCUGUUGUCAACUACUGUCAACGCUUCUCGGACUUCCAGGCCGCUGCGAAGGUCUCGCUGCUCGAGGGACAGUUUGCCCAGGCCUUGCAGUACCAGUUCCAGGCUCUCAUGUUUGACCCUAAGGUGACCCGUGAGUUCCUGACGACAAAUGCAGUGGAGGCCGUCACCUACUACUUGGGGCUCAUUGACAAGGAGAACAGUGAAGCCAACUUUGGAUUUUUUGAAAACAUGGUGAGCUUUUGGCAAGAGGAAGAGCUUCCUGUGAAACCUCUGGAGAAACUGUUCCAGUCCCAUCUUCCAGACAUUGGCUACUCACUUGGCCUGGUCCUGUUCAGCAAUGAACGAGAGGUGGUGUCCCAGUUCGUGUCGCGCCUGUCAACCGGGCUGUGCUUGUCGCUGGCAGCUGCCAUGCGCGAACGGGUCACCUCAGGCCAUCCCCAUGGGGAGCUGAUUGGAGUGCUGCUCGAGAAGUCGGGCACGGCGGCCCUGGCCGCCCAGAUCCGCCUGGUGGACGAGAGUGCCGGAUGGGAGCCCGCUGUGCCCCCACAGCGCCUCUGGGAGCAGCUGGUGCGGAGCCUCGGACAUGGCAUCCGGCGCAAGGCAGCACUCAGGCUCUCGGCCCCCGAGGUGGCACGGCUGACGGAAACGUUGCUGGCCGAACAGGCCGCCAAGGCCAGCUCUUCCCCAACAGACAAAUUGGUCGGCAAUGCCCUGGUCUUCUCCUGCGGUCACAACACAACAGCCACGGCAUUCCACGAGACAGCCAUGCCAGAGCUGGAGGACUCCCUGCUGAGGCGGCUGCAGCGACCUCUGCCGCUGACGGCCAAGCUGCUUGCUCGCGGCUAUGCAAUGCCGGGAGUGAUUCCGUUUGCGUGCCCACGGUGUGUUGUCAACGAGAUACGUGCCAACUGGUGACUGGGCGUGAUGGUCUGACGGGAUGUUGCACCUUCUUACGAUGGUUCUCAGCUGAGCUAGUUGCCUUGGAGGAACAAACUAAACUCGGAGGGAGCAUUAUGUCAACCUUACGCAGCCAUUCCCUCCGCUUUUUCCCUUCCAGUAUCGGCCCAACACGUGGCCUUUGAGACACGGUGUAUUGGCCGAGAAUGUUUAGUUCCCGGUAGAUUUUAUUUGAUGUACAUUUGCUCAGCUGUUCUGCAGAGCGGGACUACUGCUCGGCUCCCUGACAUGAUGAUCACUUGUUGGGCUGAUACGUUCAACUUCAAUCACGUUGCACAAUGUUCUCUCCUAAUUCUUUAUUUUUUCUAUCCUAGUUGGCAUUGCACUUUCCGGAAAUUCAGCAAUGCAUAAUCUUAUUUUUUCAUGUUGUCAAAAUCAUUGUCCACUUAAUUUCAGGAAAGGUUUUAACUCUGUUUUGAUGAAGCUUGUUAAUACCUAAGGUCUGUGAGCCAAGGAAUGCAUCGAAAUAGUUUGCAUCCACUUAGCAUCAAAUAGUUGCCCCGUCAAAGACUAGUCCCCUUGUCGAAAUGUUGGCUUCAGUCUGACACAUCCCUUGUUGACAACUGUGGAUCACUUAGCAUUCCAAGCUCUGUCAUGUAAUGCAAAUCACACCAAAGAACUGGUUUGCAAAGCCGUUUAUGUGACCAGUGGCAUUCAGAUGUAUUUGUCAUAGACCAACAAAGAGCAUGAAACUCACUGAGAACCUAAGCCCACAAGUGACAACUGAUGGUUUUGUGGUGGCAUUUGUUUGGUAGCACCAUGCAUGCCUUCGUAUUUGGGCCCCAUAAGCAGAGAAAGAAAUUCUUGUUUUCUUGUUGGUAUUUUGUUUCGCCAAGAAAACAAGAUGCACGCUGAGUAAGUCGAAAAGGCCUGGUCAGGUGGCUUUCUGAACUUGCAAACUAUUAGCCAAGCAUCUUGAGCUGUGGUUGUGAGACUUGUGUUUGUAUGUGGUUUCAUAGUGUAAAUACCCUUGACCACAGUCACACUGUACUUUGUUGAUACUGACUGUGCUUCUGUGGUACAACGAAGGAAAUUACAUUCAGUGUCUCAGUAAGUGCGCAGAGGAUGCUGAGCUUUAUCUUACGUGGGAACAACACAUCUGUCAUGUCUGUCUGCAAUAUGUGUCAUGCAGACAUGUCAGUAGCUGACGGCUCUGAUGACAUUGAAACUAUGUGCUUAUGACUGCCAGCGUUCAUUGCAGUCUCUUCAUGAGCAUGCAAUCAUGAUCUGACUGUGAUGCGUUUUGUGGCACAGGCAGCUGCAUACGGCAAAAAAGACAGAUACCUCACCCCCCCCCCCCCCUUUUCAUGCUUUACCGAGCGCACGUGGACAGGGCAUAGGCUUUCAACAUCUAGUUGGUCUUGUGUAGGGAUCACAAUUGAAUAUGGCAGGCAAGUCAUUCAGAACGGUAUCGUUUGUGCUGUUGACUAAUGAGCGCAAGUUUUGUGUUCAUUUCUGGUAAGACAUUCUUGGACGGCUCCAUUGGAGGCACUUGUCAACUUUGCAUCUAGCUAGUGUGGAGCUAAGGUAAGUCACUAAAGGGACUGAGCACAAGGUUAGGCCCUCCUUCUGGUAACACCUGUGUGCCUGGACAAACAGCAUGACUGGGAACACCCCCUGUUCGCAUUCAAGAGUUCGUAGCAGCUUAAUAUCUAUGCCUAACAGAAAAGUUCCAUGUGGUGUUAGUACCGGUCAGCAGGCAAGCUACAUUAUGAGUGUUCACGCAUCGAGUUUAAAACUGUGUGUCAUGACAGAUUGUUGCUUUAAAGCUCUACAUUUUCUGUCGUAUGGCUCAUGGCUGUAUACAGGCAGAGAAGUCAGGUUGCGAAAUGAGUGUUGCCAGAUGUCACAAACGGAGCACAAAGACAAAAGGCUUAAGAAGGAGCUUUAGCUCUGGGCCAACUCCAAUGCCGCCUCUUCACAUAACGUACACCCGGCGAGAAAAGUUUAUGGACCAUGGGAUCUCCAAAAACAUUCAAUUCCCGAGUAGGCUGUGGCAGCAGCCAGUAAAAUUGUAUACGGCAUUGUUGUCAGCAUAUUCUACCUAGUUGAGGCCUGAAAUGCGAAUACCAGACUAUGUUGUGAGAUUGUGGAGAUAUUCAGCAUUUCCUCAGACGUCGUGCCCCACAAUAUUUUGUCGCCAGGUGUACAUGUAAAACACAAAAAUGCUUUUAUGAAGCAACUCCUUGAUAUAUAUAUGAAAUUUGCUGCAUAUUGGAACAAAACUUAGAUGUAGUGAGUGUAGGAAGUAAAAUUUUAAAAGAAAAUCAGUAAAGAUCGUAUGUAAAAAAAAAUAAAAAAGAUAUAAGCCCGUAGUUUACAGGUCAAUAACUCUGCACCAAAAACGGAUAUCGCAGUUCUGUAAACUGCAUCUGUUAGGGCAUGUGAAGCAGACAAAUCUUAUAUUUCAAUUUCUUUAGCCCCAAAGCUAAAGCUUCCUCUUAAAGGGGACAGCUCAGUCUGCCAGUAUUGUAUUUCGUUGCACUGCUCUUGGGAAAAUAUUAUUUACAGUGCGUUCCUGAAGGGCCUGCUCUGCAUAUGUUGACCCCAGCAAGGUGUCACCUUCCAGUAUGAGAUGUGCCUCUCCUCUACAUCUACAGCAACACAUCUCCUUUUUUGGUGUGUUAGCAUUAGGACUGUCAAAGUGGAAAAAGGUAUCCAUUUGUGAAGUGUUAGAAGCCAGUCACGUGGUAAACACACACGUGCACACAGAGAGAGAGAGAGAGACAGACAUAGAGAGAGAAAGCGUAACUGACUGUAGACACUCCGGGCUACCAUCAGUAGUACUUAACUCCUCGAUGAGGCAGGAUGACGUAUGUCGAGUGAGCUACCGAAGAACACUUUGCAAUCUGGCGAACAAGACAUCAAAGAGGUGCAAGGUAAUGCAAACGCAUUUCUCUCACAUUUACCACUAGAUCACCACUGAACUUUCCUUGUGCUCCACCACAAGGCCGAGCACAGAGGGUUCCUGCCAAGGGGAGCAGAAUGACAGGGCCCCUGCGCAGUGUGUGAUCAGAUGCUUUAGUGGUUGCAGACCAAUGAAUAAGCACACAUUUUUACUGCCAGUUUGUUUUAUUUUGGGUCCAUUCGAGUAGCCCUGCACUUUGUGAACUAGUUGCUGCCAGGUCAGUGCCAGCUCUUGCUUGCACAGAGCUGACUCUGUGCACUUCCUGCACAGAUCCUGCACUACCUUUCUGAUGAGGGCAAGGAAUGUCGUGAACUCGUCCUGCACAAGAGAGUGAAAUGAACGGCGACACGGAGGUGCCGCCGUGUUGUUGAACUGGUGAGGCUAACUGCGAAGUGCAGCACCUCAUGAACUGGCUCAGAAAGCACAGGCAAAUCGAAUGGACCUUGUAACAUGUGCAUUUGGAGGUUAUGCACAAGCCCGUGUUUGUGGCUGAGUGGAGCAUACGCAGAGUGGGCCCUUGUGAAAUGUACUGUAAGGAACCUCUCCCCUGCUUGUGUACCUUUAAAAACGCUGAGCUAGCGUGACGAUACUAAGGUGGCACUGCCGGGCACUUUCUCCAUGUUUUUCCUCUGUCGCCCCUUGCACUUUGUGGUGAGGCUAGUUUCUAGUCCCUCUUAUGCUCCAUGUAAAUAGGUUCCGGUGCAGGGGCUUGUCGACUGCACUUCACUUUCUCACUGUGAUGGGGGUGAUGCAUGCCCCAAUGUACUAUAGAAAUUAUGUAUAUAGUGCACAAUUCUGGUGCCACUGAAAGAGGGAGGUAACCUGAUGCACUACUCCUUGGGUGGUAGGUGCCCCAGCGAACCUUUCCCUUUGGUUCACCUGUGAAAAAACAAAAAGACAAAAGAGAGAAAGAAAAGAUGCAGUGCAUCUUAUCUUCAAUGUAAAUAUGUGUCACAGGCCUUUUGUAGCUAGCUCAGUUAGCCAAGUUCUGCAUUCCUUAGCAAGAACGUCAGCUGCAGUGCAGCAUAUAUUGUUACGUACUGAAAGCGACGCCGAUACUUGGAUGUGCGAAUGAGGAGAGGAAGAGGAAGCAGUAGAAUGGUUGCAUCAGUGAGAGCACGCAUCAUAGAUUAAAAGACCCCUCAAGUCUUUACCAAGCAUUUCUGCUUAAACAUUGUUAUGGGAAGGAAGAGCACGGUGAAUGCAAUUACAAAAUGGUUUUUGAAUGGCUGAGCCAAGAUGGAAGAGACUGUCUACACAAUCUAAUGCUUUGUCAUCUCCUCAACCACAUACCAAUUUAUGUUCACUUCAACACUAAACAUAAUGUGAUGACAUAUGUAUGCAGUAUUAAUGGGUUUGCAGAGUUGAGGAACUAGUGUUUCAUCACUUGGGCUGACAGAGCCCAUGUGGUCGUGUGGUCACCUUGAUAGCAUACUAUUCUUUCCUCCGUAAUGCUUAAUUAAGUGCAAAGAUUUGAAUCCAGCUGCUCAGUGUGAAGGGUACUGGCUAGAAUGUGCCAGACAUGUGAUGUGUGUACGGAGUGUCUGCAGAGUAUAAGCAGCUCCAGCACAACGCUAAACUAAGGCACACACUGAGUCAAUCAAGAAUGUUCGACUGCCCAUCUAAAAACGUUGCAAUGUUUUUUUAUGCUGAGAGAUGACUUCAUUGCUAAGGAAGAAGUUCAAAGGGGCCCCACAAUUCUUUCGGAACUUUGCCUUGCCUUGAGUCAAGAUACUGGCUCAAAGAGGGUGCAACUGGGCUGCAAAUACGGCUGACGUGGCAUUGUGAACAUCUAAUAACAAUGCAUAAUGUGACGGACGAACAUAGAAGAGGUGUAUAUACAUAGCUCUGUCUUCCAACUGGCUUUUAUUUGUCAGGGAAUGCACUUUUAUUUGUCGACGCAGCGCAAAGCAAACAGUUUACACCUUGCAUGAAAACACCUUUUCCUCAUCAAGAAAGACAGAAGAAGCUAUUAUUGGAGUCUGAUCAUGAAUAGCAAACAAGCUCACAUUUCCGCUCUAGUGAAGCAUUGUAAUGUUGGUAGUUUCAGCAACUUUUCUUGCAGGAAGUUUUCUUUCAUGUUUGAAUGUGUCUUUUAUUAUCAGUGACUGACUGCUAUUUAGCCAUCGUAAAUAGGGACAUAUGCAUGAUUUGAACUUGCCACCACAUUCCUGCAGUGGCCGUACCCAUCUUGCCAUAUGUUGAGAUAAUUUUCUCAGGAGAUCACCCGCUUCCCAGCACCUGUUUUACGUCUGUUGUAGCCUGAGUGUGUAAAAACCUAUGAAAAAUUACGUGUAGGUGAACAAAAUCUGCUUCUGCACUGCGUUUUAGCUUGUGAACAAAAUAUUCAGCUCCUGUCAUGGCAAGCACAGUAAUAACAGAACCACAGUGUCCGACAUCAUGUCAUGCCAUGUAUUGUAGGCAACACCACCUCUCAAUCUCAUAGGCUGUGCAGAACCGUCAGACUUGAAGUGCUUCAGCACAGAGCUGCAAACUUGAAAAGCACUGAUUAAAAGCUGAAUUUUGGUGCCCCAUUUCAUGACGUGUAUUACUAUGAGCAAGCCACGCCAAUGCUCACAGACGCUACCUUUGUUCAAGCGAAGCUUUCUUUGUCUGCCUCUCCAAGGCUUAGCGCAAAUGUGUUUCCCGCUGAGUAGAUGACGAAAUGGCAGGGAGGCUUAUGAUGAGUAGGCUUGUAUAGCCAGCUGUACUUGGCCCUACAGGCAUGCCGGUGAGAAGCUAUGUUAUGCACUGAAACAGCAAACAGUAUCAAAAUGUCCUCGCUGCAACAAAUAUCCACUUUCAGAUGCAUAAUUCUUUCAUUGAAGCAAAGUUUUCUUUACCUACCCCUCUGGGGUUUUGGCGCGUCCGCUCAAUUGGUUUCUCGCUGAAUAAAUAAACUGGGCUGAUCCUGGAGGUGGCGUAAUGAAAAUUGGGCCGAUACUACACCGGUUGCAUGGUCUCCAUGGUUGCAUGGGAGCAAGAACAUGGCAUUUGCAGCUGUGUUGUAGGACCACUCUCUCCACUCGCCCCGUCUAGCCUAUGCAAGUGAGAUUCGUUCCCUACAUUCUCCCAUACCGGACCUCGAGAAUCGUGUGAAGCAUACGUCACAGGCCCUGCCUGCAUUUUUUUCUUUUUUUUUUUGCGCCUCGCUUUUUUCUUUUUUUUCGCUGCUACGCAUUUCCACCGAUAGCGUCGCACAUUCUAGCAUGACGUGCGCUGUGCUAACGAGACAACAGCUCUGUUGUCUCGUUAGUGCAGCGCACGAUUUUGCGCGCUGUGCACAAGGAAAGAUGACUAGCAGUAUAAUUCAGUGCUACACGAAUACUGAGGCAGAACAAGUGGAUCGCAGAGCAUGAUCGCGCGCUAGAACACGGUAGAAAAUGGCAUAGUUUUUGUACCUGUGCACAUGACCGCACAAGAACAAGCAGAUGAAGCAGAGGUAUCUCUCUCUUGAUUCGGUGCGAAGUAAAACAAAAAACAUGCAGACAUUCAGUUUGUGUGCUUUAUUAUUUCUCUAAACUUCAAUUUGUAAAUUCAAGCAACAGAUUGUACAGAUAACAGAUGUUGUCUUGAAUAAUUCUCGAAGUCGCGUGUCACCACGAGCGACGUCACACUGCGGACACGAUUACGUAGGCGCAGGAACACGAUUACGUCACCGUCCGGUUUGGAGUGCGGCGGCCGCGAGUGAAGAGAGAAACGGCGUUUGGAUUGAAAUUUCAGAUCUUUCCACGGUGUGAAGCAAUGUAAUACUUUGCAGACACGAUUGUUAUUGCGCAGUACAUGCUCUGCGCUUGUCAGCUCAAAAUUGCCAGACUUGGUGAGGGGCCCUUUAACUUAGUUCUUCUAUUCAACAUCCCUUUAAUGUGCACAUGUAUCUGUUUAACACAAGCCCUCCUGACACAUCGGGUAUUGCUACGCAUCGUUGAUCUGACAUAGUGCAGACCUUUUUGAAACUCUUAUAUUAACGGCCCAGCAUUUCCAAGAUGUCACUGACCAGAGAUAAAACGAUCUACACAUGGCUGCCUCCUUGCAAUCGGGUGUAUGCGACUCGUCUUUGUGUAACCCACCAUCGUUCAGCUACCUCUGCAGAGUCUGAGUGCAGAAUCAAGAAUUUGUGUGCAAUGAAAUUAUGGGACAAGCUUGGCCUGAUGCAAUAAACUGCGUACAGCCUUUGUCAAAAGUACACGGGCUGCUCUGCACCUUCAAUGUCUGUGCUGCUCAGCUGUGCGGUGCGGUUCCCGUGGUGCUCCUGACACUCCGCCUCUCUGGAUGGCAAGUGCUUGAGUUCUUUUCAUUUCUCAGAAUGUUGGAAACUAUGGCGUACCACAUUAACUGCUUUAAGGAACUUGUAGUUAGCAUGGCGGUCGUAGGCAACAUAGUCGUAUAACUUUUAACAAAGGCUAUCUUGUACGCAUAUUCACUGUGCUUCUUUCAAAGCUUGCAAUACUUAAUCGCUCAUAGAAAUUCCUUGCUAAGCUCUGUAUUGUUGUUAAGUUGGUUCUUGCAAUCGGUGGAGUGCAUUGUUCCUUCAUUGAAGGUGCCACUAAGAAUGCAUGUGCAUAUACUUAGUUGUACAUACAACUGGAGGAGCUGACUGUUAGCCAUUGUAAUUUACCAGUGAUUAAGAAAUCACUGGAGUGGGAGAAUCCAUGAUGAGCAAAAUGAAGCUGUUGUGCUGCCUUUGCAUGUGUUGCUCUCAUACACUGUGCAGAAAAUUGUUUCCUCCAAACAAGUGAUAAAUGCGUGUCCAGCUUCUUGACAGAUGAUUGCUGUUACCUAGAAGGUGUUGAACAUUUUGUGGCAUAUCAACAGGAUACCCCUUCUUAAUACUAUGAGAGCAUGGGCCUGUAUGACGCAGUUUGUUAGUAUUUUAACUUUCAUUGGAAUAUCAUUUUUGGAAACUACUGCACUCCACAUAGUCUUGUUUGGCUGGUUAAAAAAAAAGAAACAUAGUUUGGCCGUUAACACGCGAAAAAGCUUUCACUACUUUUGUGGCUUUCUUGUCAUUUUGAAGUUGUAAAAGUAGAUGACUUUGUGUGCACUGUUUAGUAUUACGAGCACCAAACAUAUUGGGCAUGAGUAGUGUGGGACACUUGCACCGUACCUUUCAUGUUGUAAAUGUAUAUAUAUCCAAAGAAUGACCCAGCAUUCUUUUAGCAUGCAGAAACCAUGGGCAAAAGAGAUAAGGCAAGCACAGUCGGCAAUGUCUUAUCCCUUUUGUGUCUGUAGUUUCUGUCACUAAAAAAGUUUGGUCAUGGAAUACCAACUGGAUCGUUCUCUCACAUUACUAAGCUGUAGUUAAAAAACAAUAAAUGAAAGUGAGAGGGAAAUGAAGUGGCGCACAGAACGAAACAAAAUUUCAGCACUACCACUUUUAUACUUUUGUUGUUGCGUGCGUGGAUUUUGUUAGCUGUAGUGAGGUGUCGGAAAACUUGCGAGAGCUCCAUGCACAGUUACCUUAGAGAAUUGUAAAUAUACUGCUAAUAUAAGAAUGCUUCCUCGCUUUUUUUAGCAUGAAGGCAGAUUUUGUCUCUACUGAUAACUGUGACUUUGGUGGUAUUAUCUGUUUCUUAGUGUGAAUGGAAUUGAGCCCAAGAAGGUGCCAAUAUUGGCGAAGGUCAUGGUGGCUGAGUACCGUAAAUUAUCACUGCUGAGAAAAUGCACCUAAUAGCAAGAUCUUGCGUGCUUCCACAUUAUGACGCAAGCAUUGUAUUGUUGACAAUUAUGGUGUCUUUUAAAGAUGCACCUGCACAGUUGCAUGCAAAGUUUGGAGUAUGUGACAUCUGUUUUUGAGAAUGUUACUCCUAUCAAAAAAGCAAUUAAUGUUUUGUGGCCUAAGCUGCACACUGUAUUGUGUUAUUUGAGCAUCUGUGUAGUAUUGCAUAUAUUCAGGCUGUUAAUGUACUUUAUCCUUCUGUCAUAUAAAAACUGACGAGACGUGCCAGACUGCUUGAUCUCAAGGCAGUGUAUUGUGAGUGGCUGCAAAAAUGGACCAAGACAUUGAUCGCUUACCUACUCAAAUAAUAUUAACACAGGUCAUCACUCUCAAGAGUUGUGUCACACAAGCAACUUGCUUUGCAAAACGAAAAAAAAAAAAAAAAACUAUGUCUUGGCAUGUAACGAGAAACAAGGCUGCAGUUCAGCUGUCGUUGUAAAUGUCACAGUGCCAGUGACGUCACUAGGGGGGUGGAAGGUGUGAAAUGGCAAAGAAUUAUUAGUCAAAAAAGCGAAAAGGCACCGGACACCUUUCGCUGAGUGGAACAGUGUCACUGUGCGCUGACUACAAGAACAAAAAAGGUGGAAAUUUGUAGGAGGGCACCUUUAGCAUUUAGCAAAGCUUAAUGGCUUAGGGUGCUUUAGCAUGUGGAGUUAAAUGUACAUUAGAGACGUCGUCCCCGAGAGGCACAUAAAUGAAUAAAGGGAAAAUGAAACGUCGACCCCAUCGUAGCAAUUUCUGUAUGGGGUGGACGUCUCAUUUUCCCUUUAUUCAUUACUUCUCUCCACCUUGCGGGUAUCUGCAGAACUAUUUCAUCAGCUACAUAAAUUGUUUCGCAGAUACACUCACAUAGUGCUCGUUGUAACUGCUGCAGAAAUACAUCUCCGUUGGGGCUGACUGCACUGGCGAAUAAUGCAAAAUUAGCAUAAAUUUGUGUUUGAAGUUUCUAACGGAAGCUCAUUUAGAAGUAACACAUUCCACUGAGACUGUAUUCUUCUUUGCCCUAAUCGCCUACUAUUUCUGGCUUGUUAUUUUACUGUCCUUUCAAGUUUCCUCCUUCUGAGGUGCUUCUUUCAACUUCACUUAAAAAAUGCGGAUAAUUUUUUCUUGCGCAUAUACCUAUGUGGCUACAUACAUAAUGUGUACUGCAUGUGGAUAUGCAUCCACUGUACAUCCACUGUGCAUACACAUAUUUGCUACAGGUCUUUCUACAUGCUCAAAGUGUGAAUUUUUUGUGUUUUAUCUCCAUGUUUUAAUCUGGGCAUUCAUGUGACGAAAACUUUUAGCUCUGUUUAUUUCUUGAGAGUUUUUUUUUUUUUUUUGAAGUAAAGAAAUUUGCACACUCCUCUUUUUCUGCCUGUUAAUACAAAACAAACACGUAAAUAUGCGCUAUCGAUGUGAUGUCAUGCUGAAUUGGGAGUUGUGUGGAGCACUUGUUACAUUGGACAUUUUAAAAAUAACUAAAAAUUAUUCGUUGUUAGCUACAAGAAAAAAAAGGAACUCCAUGCUGAAGCAAGCCGUGAUGAUAAAAUUGUGCUUUGUUGCUUGAAACGAGACGGAAAAUGAGGGUGGGCGUCGUGGCGGGCCACUGCCCUGGGUGCCAUUGACUCUAGCGAUGCCAUGUGCCACUGUGCAGCACAUUCGUCACUUUCUGGUGUUGUCAGUCCAAGCUGCUGAGAAAUAUGUUUCUUCUUUUGUCAGUGAUGUGGUGCACAUAGUACUUUGAUCUCACAUGUACAUGGCAUAGAAAGUGGCACAUUCUGAUCUCGCGUAUACCUGAAAAUACACCAUGUGCAUGCUGUACCUUUAUUGUAGGUGUGCAUCAAUCCCUAAGAAGACGCCGAAGUGUCAUAUUGUUGAGUAUGCAGGAAAGUCGUAAUUGGUGCGGCAAAGUCGUGAAAGGAGAUGCUUAAAUUCUCCUCAGCUGGUUCCUCUCUCUAGUCAGUUUGACCUACAUGUUCUGCACCGUUUUAUUAAAUAGAGCUCUGGCUAGUGAAUUAUAAAAAGCUUUGAAUUGAGAUAUUUGGACAAAGCGGCCUCAUUGACUGUGCUGCUCAAAUGCUGGUUCGUCUCGCUAUGACUGCUUUAAUGUAAUGGUGGCUGCUGAGACGUGCACUUGUUUUCUGCAUACUACAUAUCUCAGUAAACUGAAUUUGACCAGAAAUUGGAGGAUAUUUGUGAAUUGUUUCAAAGAAGAUGCAUAACACAAGCACUUGGCUUGUGCUAUGACCAUGUGUGACCACCAUGACUUGUGAACAGAAGACACACCUGAAACUCAAAAUGAUGGCUGUCAGGUGAUGCAAGCAUGUUGCAAGAUUGUGAUCGUAUAUGCAUGGUAUUUUGAAAGCUUCAUGUAACCUACUUUCGUCAGCUGGUCUUAAGUUUGAAUCUUAGUGCUGCCCUCUUGAAAGCACUGAGUGGGUAAUAUCAGUAUGUUCUCAUCCAUGUACAUGGUGGCACUUAUAGUUUUGUUGUUUUUGGUUAAAAGUGAAAAGAAAAAAUUUAGUACGUUAUGGAGCUUGGUAAUAUGUUCUUUUUUCGUGUGUGUGUUCAUGAACAUGAAAUGUGAGAAAUAAAUUUACUAUCUACUACA
Dermacentor andersoni is the source of this 16481-nucleotide messenger RNA. RefSeq lists its product as uncharacterized. The record is from RefSeq and is a predicted model, not a curated record. Lineage: Eukaryota; Metazoa; Arthropoda; Arachnida; Ixodida; Ixodidae.